AAAUUGUUAUCUGUAUGUAGGUGUCUCCUUUGUAUCAGAGCUCCGCCUUCCCGUCCUACAGACCUUGAACCCAACAUAAUCUGUGUGACAACUUUUACAGUGACAGAGAGACCCAAUCUCUGCCUUAGAUGUGUCGUCCUGGAGGACAAAACCUAACAUUGAGAUAAUCUCAUGAAAUGAGAGCGUAGGAUUUACCCUACGGGACGUGUGCUGAUGACAUCCUCUAGGACCUUCUACACAGAGACACCAAACCCGACAAAAUGCCAGAGGCGGAAGUAUACAAGUCACUUUAAAACUCAGAAAGAUUUCUAUUUGAAAAGCCUCAGUGGAAGACUCUAAUGGAGCCACCGAGAAAAGCCAAGAUGGAAGGUUCUCCUGGUGAAAGGACACCGAAAGUAAAAGGGGUCAAAAAAGACAGGGGUUCCAAUAGGAAAAAAGACAAACAUCCAAAGUCUCCCAAAAAUGAUCAAAAGGUGACAUCUCCGCUCAGACCUGGAGAACCAAAGGGAAGCAAGAGCCCUGAAUUCCAGAAGACGGGAGGGACUCGGGAUGGUGGAGGGACUCGGGAUGGUGGAGGGACUCGGGAUGGUGGAGGGACUCGGGAUGGCGGAGGGACUCGGGAUGGUGGAGGAACCUUACAGAGACAUAGAAAGUUUGACAAGACACAAAGUUUCAGGGUUCUGAUCUUGUCCUGGGAAGUGAGCCGCAAUCCCAUUGACAUUGCAGACCUUUUGAAAGAGGAUGAUAACAUCGACCAUUGCUUGUAUGUCGCUCUUUCCCCGCCUACAAAGGAUAUGGACUGGACAUUGCCCGUGGGCCAAUCCUCCAUUGUCAUCAUCUACACCUCUCCCACAUCAGAGAAACCGCUGUACGAGAUGGGUCGCUACCUGGAAUACUGCGUGGGCAAAAAAGGAACUGAUAAAGUGAUUGUGGUGAUUGGUGAAUCAGAAAAGUUGGAUAAGCAGUGGAUAUCUCUGUGGAAGAAAAACCCAUUUGCCUACAGUAUCAAACCGAUACUCGUCUCAACGGCAGACCUGGACUGGAUCACCAGAAAAGAGAUUCUUCAGGAGAUGCGGGAAAAACUGGUCAAGCUUAAAAUUUCCCUACUGGGCCAUACAGGUCAUGAAAAGAAUCCCGCUGGCAGUAGGGAGAAAAACACACCAGAAAGACAGACCUCAGAAACAGCACAGCCGCAGGAAUAUGAAAAGGUAAUAAAUAAAGACCAUGAAACCCGUCGUGAAGAAAGAGCAGGAGCUAACCGAACAGACAAUGAGGAAAUAAAUCAGACUGUUGGCUUCUUCUCCCGAUCGGCAAGGACAGACAGUGACUGGCUGCAGAGACUUCUAUCCUCCCAAUACUUCCAGAUCACCGUUAUAUACACCAAUGUACCAAAUAGCGAUCAGAAGAAAGUCACAGAAGUGAUCUCCUCCGCUCCCACACUACUUCUCUACUUCACUGAGGAAACUUUCAGGACUUUUUCUUCUCAGCCAGACACAAAAGUGAAGAUCCCUCUUAUUCCUGAUAAGAAGAAGGUGAUUGUGGUGAUUGAUGACCUGGAUGGGAAGAGCUCAGAGAAAGGAAUAAAAGAACUCUAUAAAAAGUCCAGCCUGGGGAAGCGGCCCUCAGACUUGUUCCUGUUCAGGAAAGAGGAGAAGGAAACGGAUUAUCUCACACACCUCAAACGGGAUAAACAGGUCAACAAACAGGCCGAGCAAAGAUGGAACCUUUUCCAAAAUGAGAUCCAUGACCUCGUAAAGCGCCCUUCUCCGCCAACACUGAAACUGGGAACUGUGGGGAUUUUCUCUGGGGGUCGGAGAACCGAUUACAGGUGGCUGCAGUCUUUGCUGAAAUCCCCUAAACUUCAGGACUUGGUGGAUGACGUCACAGCCUUCCAUAUCUCUGAGAAAGGCAUUGAAGGGCCCAUCAACUGCAGCUUUGGUGUUGUGUAUCACCGCCAGAGCCAGGGGGCAGUCCACGUCGUAGAGGAAUAUGACACCAAGAUCAUGGACCAGCUCUCCGCCACGCUCGGGAGGUUCAAUGUUCUGGUGAUCAUCGAUGACGUAGAAAAUGGCAGCUGGAAGGAGAAGGAACGGAUUCUGUACUCUCAGCCCAGGAUACGGAAGUGCGCCCGCAAUCUGCUCCUCAUCACCAAGGAAGAGAAGAAGAAUGAAGAGAAGCUCCUGACUGAGCUGAGGGAGGUUCUCUUUGCCCCCGGAUUGCCAGAAACCGGUACCCUCCAAUCUCCAGAUAUUAACGAGCCACAAAUAAAGGGAGAGGAUCCUGGGACCUCAGACAAUAGGAGUAAUCCUCCUGGCAAAGACAACGAGACUGAAUCGGUUGACAGCGCCAUAGCAGAUAUCGCGGGAAGCCAAGGGACAAGCGAAAGGCAACAAGCUCAAGAUCCCAUGUUACAUCUGCCUCCAGUUCAGUUUGUACCUGAAGAACACAUCCAGAUUGAUAAGAACUGUAAGCUUGGAGUGGGCAGCUUUGGGACGGUGUACAAAGGAUGUUAUCAAGGCACGGCUUCUGCCGUUAAGAAAUUGGAUCUUGAUGAUGAAGACCUCAAUGGCAUAAUGCAUGAAAUCCAAGUGAGCAUGAGACUACAUCACCCCCAUAUUGUGAAGCUCAUGGCAGCCACCAAAACAGACCAACAUAUUCUGCUGGCAACUGAAUAUAUCCACGGGGCAAAUCUGGAUAGAAUCCUUCACAGCACCUCCUGCCCUAUAAAGCUGUCAGAGGAUGACAAAAUGUACGUCAGCCUGGAGAUUAUGUUGGCCGUGGAAUACAUUCAUUCCCAGAAUAUCAUCCACCAAGAUAUCAAACCCGUCAAUAUUCUAGUGGAGGGAAAGACAAAGAAAACUUUCCUAGCGGAUUGGGGCAUGGCCAACAUUCGAGAAACCAUCAGAAACAAUGUGGAAAAGUCAAAGAAAAUUGGACCGAUCGGAGGGACGCUUUUAUACAAAGCCCCCGAAUGCGUCUUGGAAGAUCAAAUACCGCCAACCAAAAUGUCCGACAUUUGGUCCGUUGGAGCAACGUUCCUUGAAGUUUUUACACAGAACAAGCCCUGGACAACGUGCAACGGAAUGUUGAGGAACAUGUUUAACAAAGAACUACCCAAGUCGUUAGCUGCACUAACCGAGAAGCUGCAACCCAUUGUGAAAGAAUGCUUUUCUUAUGAACCCAAAGAACGACCUACUGCUUCUAGAAUGGUCUCUGCGAUUAAAAGUAUGGAAGGGGUGGAUCUUGUAAAACACUAUGGCUAUACAUUCUGAAUAGACUACCCCUCUCUGUGAUAUCUAAUAGAGCAUCAAAUCCCACGUGACUCAAUAUAUACACACAAAUGCAAAGGAACAAAAUCCAGCUCUGCAUUUGCUGUUGGUUCUACAUUUCAGGAUCUCCAAGACAUUUUCUUUGCAUUGUAAACAUUAUAGUCCAUGAUCAUGGAGUAAUCUGGAAAUGCACCUCCCUAUGGAGAACAAUGCAUCUCUCUCUGGAUUGGGUGAUAUUUUCUCCAAUUACGAGAGGUGUUUGGCAAGAGGUUGAAAAUGGAAGUUGGGUGAGAGUUUGUUGGUGGGGGGGGGGGGUGAAGAACAAGGAGGAACUGCCAUCUUUUCUUGAAGAAAAUAAAAGGAUGUCACCAAAAACGUAGAGAUAGACUUCUGCUCCCUCCAUCAUACUCUAUAUGCCACGUUCACCCAGGAGGCUAUUAUUCUACUCCUGUUCUGGGAGAUACAGUUUUAUGUCUUAGGGGCAUCCUAACCAUGCCAUCAGAGUUGUGGGAGUUAUAACCGAAAUGUGGAAAAGGAGAAGAGGAGGUGGUACAGAGGAAGUCAAAUGAGACUUAUACUUUUGUGGACGCCCAGCAGCGGUGGUGUCCUGCACCGCUCUAAUCUCCAUAGAAAGAUUCAUGCAUUACUGAUCGAUUAUCAGCGCAGCCCCCCUGAGGAUGCCCUCACUGGACCACCAGG
Rana temporaria (common frog) is the source of this 3968-nucleotide messenger RNA. RefSeq lists its product as uncharacterized. Gene Ontology annotation, molecular function: protein kinase activity; ATP binding. The record is from RefSeq and is a predicted model, not a curated record. NCBI's taxonomy places the organism in Eukaryota, Metazoa, Chordata, Amphibia, Anura, Ranidae. The transcript is spliced from 15 exons. The coding region runs from base 339 to 3272 and encodes 977 amino acids. Gene Ontology annotation, biological process: protein phosphorylation.